UAUGUUUACUUGAAAUUUAAUAUGUGAUAUAAAAAUAAUAAAGAAGGGCUUUAUUACGAAAUUUUCAGUGAAAUAAAAAUUUCAUACUGGAAUAAAUAUAUCAACAAAUAUAGAAUGAAGCAUAUAUAAUAAUUGUUCUGCUAGUGAAACACAUGGCAUAUUUUCAGCAUAUUUCAUCUUAUUUCCUAGUUAUUAAAUUCUUAACUUAAUAGUAACUAUAAUAACGUUAAUAAUGGAAAGAGAAGAGGAUGGAAAUGAAGAAAAUGAAUUUUAUACUGCGGCUGCCAAAUAUUGGGAGCACAUUCCACCAACUGUAGAUGGUAUGCUUGGAGGUUUUGGAUUUAUCUCCCAAACUGAUAUUAAGGGAUCUACAGUGUUUUUAAAGGCUCUAUUUGAGUCAAAGUGUGCGCCAUCAAAAACAUAUGCAUUGGACUGUGGUGCAGGCAUAGGAAGGAUAACUAAGAAUUUAUUGUUAAAUCAUUUCAAAUACGUCGAUUUAGUGGAACAAAAUUCAAAAUUUCUAGAGGCUGCUAAAACAUACUUGAAAAACUAUUCUUUGAAAAUUGGCAGCUACUACCCCAUUGGACUCCAAAACUUUCGCUUCACCGGCAAGAAAUACGAUGUCAUUUGGUGUCAAUGGGUUCUGGGUCAUUUGAAAGAUGAUGAUUUAGUACAAUUCUUUAAAAACUGUUCGAUGGGUUUAAAAUCUAACGGUAUAAUAGUAGUCAAGGAGAAUGUAACUAGCACCAAACAUUUGGAAAUCGAUUAUAAAGAUUCUUCUGUAACACGUCCUUUAUCACAAUUAUACCAUAUAUUCCAGAAAUCAAAUUUAGUUUGUGUGAAAGAAGAACUGCAACACAAAUUUCCACGUGGAUUGUAUCCUGUUUACAUGUUUGCUUUGAAACCUGUGUGAAUGUUCCUUUACUUCGUUGAAUAUGAAACCAAAUCAAUAAAAUAUCUCAUUGUUUUACAGUUUUACAAA
This is a messenger RNA of Megalopta genalis, 982 nucleotides long. It is a transcript of the gene Ntmt, whose product is annotated as N-terminal methyltransferase. Lineage: Eukaryota; Metazoa; Arthropoda; Insecta; Hymenoptera; Halictidae. The record is from RefSeq and is a predicted model, not a curated record. Gene Ontology annotation, cellular component: cytoplasm. Gene Ontology annotation, biological process: N-terminal protein amino acid methylation. Gene Ontology annotation, molecular function: N-terminal protein N-methyltransferase activity.